This is a messenger RNA of Fraxinus pennsylvanica, 870 nucleotides long. Lineage: Eukaryota; Viridiplantae; Streptophyta; Magnoliopsida; Lamiales; Oleaceae. The record is from the annotation of a GenBank genome assembly.
AUGGGGUUCAUUAAAUGCUUGAGUAGCUAUAGUGUUUUAGAUGUUGUUGCCAUCCGAGACAUAAUACCACCACCUCAGACGUCAUCAUUUAAUGAUGUUUACAUUGCUUAUGAGCUUAUGGACACUGAUCUGCACCAAAUCAUCCGUUCUAAUCAAGCAUUAUCAGAAGAGCAUUGCCAGUAUUUCUUGUAUCAAAUCCUCCGUGGGUUGAAGUACAUCCAUUCUGCAAAUGUUCUGCAUAGGGACUUGAAACCUAGCAAUCUUCUCUUGAAUGCGAAUUGUGACCUAAAGAUAUGUGACUUUGGAUUAGCACGUGUCACAUCUGAAACAGACUUUAUGACAGAGUAUGUUGUUACAAGGUGGUAUCGAGCUCCGGAACUAUUGUUAAAUUCAUCUGAUUAUACUACAGCUAUUGAUGUGUGGUCAGUGGGGUGUAUUUUUAUGGAAUUGAUGGAUCGGAAGCCAUUAUUUCCUGGUAGAGAUCAUGUGCAUCAGUUGCGUCUACUUAUGGAGCUGAUAGGCACUCCAUCUGAGGCUGAGUUGGAGUUUUUGAAUGAAAAUGCAAAAAGAUACAUCCGGAAUCUUCCUCCGCAACCCCGACAAAGAUUCACUGAAAAGUUUCCGCAAGUGCACCCUCUUGCUAUUGAUCUUAUUGAGAAGAUGUUAACAUUUGAUCCUAGAAAAAGAAUUGCAGUUGAAGAUGCACUGGCACAUCCGUACCUAAACUCGCUUCAUGACAUCAGUGAUGAGCCUAUUUGCCAGACUCCGUUCAGCUUUGAUUUCGAGCAGCGCGCUUUAACCGAAGAACAGAUGAAGGAGCUGAUAUACUGGGAAUCUCUUGCAUUCAAUCCCGAAUAUCGGCAAGUAUGA